Naumovozyma castellii is the source of this 1572-nucleotide messenger RNA. It is a transcript of the gene ERG5, whose product is annotated as C-22 sterol desaturase. The transcript has a single exon. The record is from RefSeq and is a predicted model, not a curated record. The coding region runs from base 1 to 1572 and encodes 523 amino acids. Lineage: Eukaryota; Fungi; Ascomycota; Saccharomycetes; Saccharomycetales; Saccharomycetaceae.
AUGGAAACCAUUAUGGAUAACUCCACUAUGGAAUUUGUUCAACAACAAACUCCAUCCACACUCAUCUCCACCAUUCAACAACUUUCAUACUGGAAAAUCUUCGUCACUUUCAUAUGUAUAGUCCUCGUAUGGGAUCAAAUAUCAUACCAAAUCAAAAAAGGGUCCAUUGCAGGUCCCAGAUUCAAAAUCUGGCCCAUCAUUGGUCCCUUUUUGGAGUCAUUAGACCCAAAAUUUGAAGAAUAUAAGGCUAAAUGGGAUUCAGGUGCAUUAUCUUGCGUUUCAAUCUUCCAUAAAUUCGUCAUUAUUUCAUCUACAAGAGAUAUCUCAAGAAAGAUUUUCCAAUCUUCCAAAUUUGUAAAACCAUGUGUGGUGGACGUUGCUAUUAAGAUUUUAAGACCUACAAAUUGGGUCUUCUUGGAUGGGAAGGCUCAUAUCGAUUAUAGAAAAUCAUUGAAUGGGUUAUUUACAAAGACCGCAUUGGCUCAAUAUUUACCAUCACAGGAACAAGUCAUGGAUAAAUAUUUACAAAAAUUUAUUGAAAUUUCAAAAGAGAAUAAUUACGAACCACAAGUUUUCUUCCAUGAAAUGAGAGAAAUUUUAUGUGCCUUAUCAUUGAGAGCAUUCUGUGGUGAGUAUAUCACGGAGGAUCAAAUUAGGAAAAUCGCUGACGAUUAUUAUUUGGUUACUGCUGCUUUGGAACUAGUCAAUUUCCCCAUCAUUAUCCCAUUUACAAAGACUUGGUAUGGUAAGAGAACUGCAGAUGCAGCAAUGAAGAUUUUUGAACAGUGUGCUCAGAUGUCCAAAGAUUAUAUUGCUAAGGGUGGAAAACCAAUUUGUGUCAUGGAUGCCUGGUGUAAAUUGAUGCAUGAUGCAAAGACUAAGAAUGAUGAGGAUUCAAGAAUCUUACAUAGAGAAUUCUCUAAUAAGGAAAUUUCUGAGGCAAUCUUCACUUUCUUAUUUGCCUCACAAGAUGCUUCCUCAUCUUUGGCAUGCUGGUUAUUCCAAAUUGUCGCUGAUCGUCCAGAUAUCUUGGAAAAGAUUAGAAAGGAACAGAUGGAAGUUCGUAAUAAUGAUAUGUCCACUGAAUUAAAUAUAGAAUUAAUUGAUAAGAUGAAAUAUACUAAUAUGGUCAUUAAGGAAACUUUACGUUAUAGACCACCUGUCCUAAUGGUUCCAUAUGUGGUAAAGGAAAAAUUCCCAGUCACUCCAAACUAUACAGCACCAAAGGGUUCCAUGUUAAUUCCAACCCUUUAUCCAUCAUUACAUGACCCUGAAGUUUAUGAAAAUCCUGAUGAAUUUAUUCCAGAAAGAUGGGAAGAAGGUUCCCCAGCAAGUGAAGCAAAGAAAAAUUGGUUAGUAUUUGGUUGUGGUCCACAUGUUUGUCUGGGACAAACUUAUGUUAUGAUUACUUUUGCCGCAUUAUUAGGUAAAUUUGCAUUAUACACAGAUUUUGAACAUAAGAUCACACCAUUAAGUGAGAAAAUUAAAGUAUUCGCCACCAUUUUCCCAAAGGAUGACUUAUUAAUGACAUUUAAGAAGAGAGAUCCAAUAACAGGGAAAGUCUUUGAAUAA